GGAGAAGUGGCUGUAGUGUGGUGUCGGGUGCUGUGCUGCGCUGUCUCCGGGGUUCACGUUUAUAUCUAUCAUUAUAAAUCAUGUACGUCGCUGCUCGACUUAUGGAGGCCUUGAGGAGGAGCAAUAUAGGGGCGAGGAGGUGUGGAGCCUCCCCCUUCAUAACCUCCCCCUUCAGCCAGCGGAGGGGGGUCUUCCAGAGAGUUACAGAGGCUGAUAAUGUAAGGCCACUGGAAGGAGUGAAAAUCUUGGACUUAACAAGGGUACUUGCUGGGCCUUUUGCUACAAUGAUUCUUGGAGAUCUUGGAGCGGAAGUCAUAAAAGUCGAAAAACCAGGAUCUGGAGAUGAUACUAGGUCCUGGGGACCUCCUUUCGUAGGAACUGAAAGUACUUAUUUUCUCAGUGUGAACAGAAAUAAGAAGAGUAUAGCUGUGAAUAUGAAAGAUCCCAAGGGCACAAAAAUUAUAAAAGACAUUACACAAGCCUGUGAUGUUCUCAUUGAAAAUUACAUUCCAGGAAAACUAGCUGAAAUGGGGUUGGGUUACGAAGAUGUGAAGAAAACAGCCCCUCAUAUUAUAUACUGCUCAAUCACAGGCUAUGGACAAUCUGGCCCACUGUUUAAAAGAGCUGGGUAUGAUGCUGUAGCUUGUGCAAUGUCUGGAUUAAUGCAUAUCACAGGACCAGAGGAUGGGGACCCUGUCAGGCCAGGUGUGGCUAUGACUGACCUUGCAACAGGAUUAUAUGCACAUGGAGCCAUAUUGGCUGGAUUACUACAAAAAAGCAAAACAGGGAAAGGAAUGCACAUUGACUGCAAUCUACUUUCUUCACAGGUGGCUUGCUUGACUCAUGUAGCUGCCAACUUCCUUAAUGGUGGAGUAGAAGCAAAACGAUGGGGAACCGCUCAUGGAAGUAUUGUCCCAUACCAGUCAUUUAAAGCAAAGGAUGGUUACGUUGUAAUUGGAGCAGGCAAUGAUCAACAGUUCUCUACUGUUUGCAAGAUCUUGAAUUUACCUGAACUUAUUAGUGAUCCAAGAUUCAAGACAAACAAACUUAGAGUCCAAUACCGAAAAUAUAUCCUUGAAAUUCUAACGACAAGGUUCUCAGAAAAAACCACCUCUGAGUGGCUUCAGCUUUUUGAAGGAAGUGGCAUCCCGUAUGGUCCAAUCAACAGUAUUAAGCAAGUAUUCUCAGAACCCCAGGUUGCACAUAAUGGCCUUAUUCUUGAAAUGGAUCAUCCUACUGCAGGCAAAAUAUCAGUUCCAGGUCCUGCUGUAAGAUUCAACAGCUUUAAUUCGUCAGCCCCUGUACCACCUCCUGUUUUGGGCCAGCACACUGUUGAGGUUCUGAAAACCUUACUGGGAUAUGAAGAUGGCUACAUUGCUGAACUGAUACAAGCCAAGACAAUAUCUGAAAAUACAGGGAAUUGAUAGCAAAAGAUCUAGCAAAGUAUUAUUUAGCACCAGUUUAGUUUUGAUUUGUAAUACAUUUUGUAAAUGACAUGGUUUUCAAC
Molecule: messenger RNA, 1507 nt
Organism: Nanorana parkeri
Lineage: Eukaryota; Metazoa; Chordata; Amphibia; Anura; Dicroglossidae
Gene: SUGCT
Product: succinyl-CoA:glutarate-CoA transferase
Exons: 15
Coding region: 81-1424 (447 amino acids)
Molecular function (GO): catalytic activity
Source: RefSeq, a predicted model, not a curated record